Molecule: messenger RNA, 318 nt
Organism: Lactuca saligna
Lineage: Eukaryota; Viridiplantae; Streptophyta; Magnoliopsida; Asterales; Asteraceae
Source: the annotation of a GenBank genome assembly
AUGGAAACCCUAGUGGGUCAUGACAUUAGUCAAUUAGAGCGGCUACACAUAAAGUGCUUGGUUGGUUCUUCAUUGGUCAUAGAAAAGGUGGUCAUCCCUAAUUCGCCUUCUAAAUUGGAAUCUAGCAUGGACUCUGCUAUCACUCCCUCUAGCAUAGGUACCACUAUGCUUGGUGUACCUUCUCCUACUAAGAGUAUUGUUAAAGUAGAUUCUGAUAGCAGAAAACCCCCAUCUUCCUCAGCCAAGGUUGUGUUAAAGGGCCCUUCCUUUAAAAGAAAACUAGAUCAAAGAAAACUCUUUCUUUAUGUGAAGUUAUGA